Enterobius vermicularis (human pinworm) is the source of this 480-nucleotide messenger RNA. The record is from the annotation of a GenBank genome assembly. NCBI's taxonomy places the organism in Eukaryota, Metazoa, Nematoda, Chromadorea, Rhabditida, Oxyuridae.
AUGGGUAUUUUGCAGCCACUGCCUCAGUCGUUCAAUUAUGGGCUGUUUCUGCCUCCCUGCGACGGCAGAGCAGGCAAAUUUCUGCUCGAAGACCGUCCGAUACGCGUUUAUCCAUUUCACGACUGUGUCCCUUACCUCGAGCUCAAAUACAAAAAACGGGUUUACAAGAUGCUUAAAUUGGACGAGAAGCACUUGAAGCAGCUUCAUUCUAAGUCAAACUUGAAAAAAUUUAUGGAACAUGUACAAGCGAUGAACGGUGAAAAAAUUGAAAAAUUAUGUAAUGCUGGUUUGGAUCCAAAUUUUCAUGAUGCGCUCGGUGAAACACCGUUAACAUUGGCUGCUGGAAUACCGAAUAAUCGGAAUGUAAUUGUCAGCUUAGUUGGUGGCGGUGCACACAUUGACUUCAGAAAUAGUGAAGGACAGGUAAACUCUUUUCUUCUUUUUUUUUAUAUAUGUUUUUUUUUUGUUAACUUAUUUUGA